Rhipicephalus sanguineus (brown dog tick) is the source of this 790-nucleotide messenger RNA. Its product is annotated as cuticle protein 64-like. The coding region runs from base 16 to 666 and encodes 216 amino acids. The transcript has 2 exons. The record is from RefSeq and is a predicted model, not a curated record. NCBI's taxonomy places the organism in Eukaryota, Metazoa, Arthropoda, Arachnida, Ixodida, Ixodidae.
CCUUCUCAGCUAGCUAUGAAUGUCUUUCAGAUUCGAACCUGCGUCCUUCUAGCUCUGGCCGGCUCGGCGCUAGCUGGCUACAUCGGCCACGGUUAUGGUCUCGGCUACGGGAUCAGCCAUUUCGGCGUCCAACACGGCAUCGGCUACUCCGGCCUGACAGGCUUCGCGCACAGUAUCGGCUACGCUCCAGUCAUAGCAUCUGGCUACUCGCUCAUUCCAGCGUUCCCUGCCGCCGUACCUGUUCCUACCUACGCCGCCGCCCCAGUAGUGGCUGCGGUGCCUGCCGUCACCCGUGUCGCCGCCGUCCAUGCCGCUCCAGCUGCCGUUGCUCCGAUUGCCUCAGCUCCAGUCGUAGCCGCCGCUCCAGCCACAGUGACCAAGGUGGCCGCCACAUACCACGCCGUACCACAUGUUGCUGCAGUUGCCGCUCCAGUUGUCACAGCCGCUCCAGUUGUUGCCCCUGCUGUAGCAGCAGUCCACCAUACUGCCCCAGCUGUCACCACCGUCACACACGGCGCACCAAACUACGGCUAUGGCAUCGGAGGCCUUGGAUACGGUGUAGGGAACCUAGGCUACGGUCACGGACUCGGCGUGUAUGGCCUCAACUACGGCUACGGUCUUGGUACGUCGUUGGACUUCAAUACCCUUCUCAGGAAGAAGAAAUAAGGAACCUCGGUUCGUUUUGUACAUACUGCCGCCUUCCUGAAGACCUGCGAGCUGCCAUAGCACUUUUUACCCACGUGGGAUUCUUGUCAAUGUUGGAUCAAAUAAAUGGAUCUACUUGCUAUGG